AUGCAGCUGCGGAAUGCUCUCCAUGCGCCGCACUGGAACAUCAAUGCCCACAGCAUCAUGUACGUGACCGCAGGACGGGGCCGAGUCCAGAUAGUCAACAAUCUAGGCAGGAACGUCUUCAGCGGCGAGCUCCGUCGAGGACAAGUGCUGGUCGUCCCGCAAAAUUUUGCAGUGGUGAAGCGGGCAGAAAGUGAGAGUUUUGAGUGGGUGUCGUUCAAGACCAACAACAACGCCAUGGUCAACCAGAUCGUCGGGAAGGCCUCGGCUCUCUGCGGCAUGCCGGUGGACGUGCUGGCGAACGCCUACCAUCUGUCCAGAGAAGAGGCUACAAGGCUCAAGUACAACAGAAGAGAUCAGAUGACCGUCUUCACUCCUAGGACCGUGUUAGGUGUUUAA
This is a messenger RNA of Ananas comosus (pineapple), 396 nucleotides long. Its product is annotated as glutelin type-A 1-like. Lineage: Eukaryota; Viridiplantae; Streptophyta; Magnoliopsida; Poales; Bromeliaceae. Bases 1 to 396 code for a protein of 131 amino acids. The record is from RefSeq and is a predicted model, not a curated record. Gene Ontology annotation, molecular function: nutrient reservoir activity. The transcript is spliced from 2 exons.